This is a messenger RNA of Arabidopsis arenosa, 894 nucleotides long. The record is from the annotation of a GenBank genome assembly. Lineage: Eukaryota; Viridiplantae; Streptophyta; Magnoliopsida; Brassicales; Brassicaceae.
AUUUAAAAAAACGUCCGUCAUCGGGAAAAAAAUAGAAAAAUCCAAAACAAUGUCUUCAUCGUCUGUAUCAAAACGCCUUGGUUCGGUCCUUGUCUUUGCUAUGAUUUCCAUUGAACUCGUCUUUAUACGCAGUGUUAUGUCCCUGAAUCAAACCAAUUCGCUGAACCAAACCAAUGCUUAUCUACACCACACAUGCAUCAAUAGUCAAGGGACAUACAAAGCAGGGAGUCCAUACGAGGAAAACCUCAACCGUGUCAUCCGUGCAAUAUCUAUCACAAUUUCUAACUAUGGUUUCGUCCAUGGCUCCAAUGGUGAUGCCCCCAAUACCGUUUUCGGAAAGCUCCAGUGUCGAGGCGACUCCUACUUAUCCAAGUGCCGCUCUUGCCUCACCACCGCCUUCUCUGAGCUUCGUAGAAGAUGUCCGAAAAACAAGGGGAGAAUAAUAUGGUACGACAACUGUCUUCUAGAGAUAUCUCCAAUUAAUUCCCUCGGCAAGAUUGAUUACGAGAAUAAUUUCUAUAUGUACAACGAGAAGGAUGUGACCGGCGAUAAAAAUUUGUUCAACAAGAAUACGAGGACUCUCCUCUAUAGGCUGAAAGAGAAAGCCACGAGUAAAGAAAACAACAACGGCAAGCAGGACUUACCCGAGAUUGGGGAGAAAAGGCUUGGAAUGAAGAAGUUGUAUGCGACAGGGGAGGAAAGUUUCAUGGAUUAUGGCGAAACUUCCGACAUGCUGUAGUAAUAAACAGGGGGGAAGAUUUUUGAGUACGAGCUGUAAUUUUAGGUAUGAGCUUUACCCUUUUGUAAAGACUUGAGACUGUUUGAUGAAAACUCUAUAUGUAUUUGUUUUGUCUAAUUACGUGUUUUGAGCGAAUAUAAAGUAUUAUACUCUUU